AUGAGAAUACCCUAUUUCUCACGCAUCUGGGUAAUCCAAGAGGUCCAGCUCAGCAACAAAGCCACCCUCACCGUUGGUGACGUCACGAUAGAUUGGGACCGAUUUUUGAGAUAUCUGAGCAAUUACAGAGAUAAGACGCUCGAGGGCACGGGUGAAUGGAAGCACGAGGGUGGGGGCGAGGGGAAGUAUGGAUAUGGGCGCGAGUGGAAGCGCGAUGGUGAGCGCGAAGGUAAGCGCUGGGUGCAGCAUUGGGUGGAGUACCUCAACAUCGAGCAAAGCGACAUGAGUAUAAUAUCGCUGCUCAGAGCCACACUGCAUUGUCGAUGCGGUGAUGCGCGGGAUAGAUUAUAUGGCUUGCUAGGCCUCACUGGUAGGAACGAGCGAUCCGAUCUUCCGGUCGAUUAUGGCAUCAACGUCCAACAGCUCUAUACAGGCUUGGCUAUGUACUGGCUUACAGAAUGGGGAUCCUGGCCACUCCAGUCAUACAUAUUGGAUCUUGCCUUUCUUCCAAAAACGACCCCAUUGCUGCCGUCGUGGGUUCCCGACUGGGAGUCUCUUUCUAAUAUAGAGACAAGCCACGAGCACACCCCCUCAGCAUCCGCAACGCUCGAAUUCAAAUCUACAGACCUGGGGAGAUCUUCGUCAGGUCUGAACUGGCGUUGGCCCAGGAAACACGCAUCCCAAUAUAGAUGGACACUAGAAGACAUUUGCAGACCACAGGGUACAGCAAGACCACUACCAGAAGCCGGUAUAAUGGUGGUCGACGCCGUGCAUUUACUGUCUGUUCUAGAAGACGAGAUUCACUUCACCGACAUCAACGGUAAUCCGUUAUAUGGUCUGGGUUUCGCGGACCCAAAGGAUCUGGAUUUAGCAGACCCCGAGAAUCUUGGUCGAACAAAGAAUCGCAUGCCGCGCGAAGACGCUGAAUUGCAUGUUCUGGUCAACUGGAAUCGAGCCUGUCUGUUAAAGUUGCAUGCCAACAAAGUUUAUAACCUCGACAGACCAUGUGAAAUAUCGUGCGGUCUGCGAGGUAUUCUGACUGCUGACCCAUGGGCUAUCAGGCAAGACUUCACCCACCACUCCCAUCGUGAAAAGUCAUCUCAGAGUGAUUAUCUCUCAAUGAGAGAAGCAGCCCUUGCGGGCUACAAGCUUAUCCCGGGCUUUCGUGAACGUGGAAAUAUAUCUGCAAUAUCUGGGCAGCUAGCUGGCCUUGAAGUAGAGAUCGUGGAGGGUUGGCUGAUCGAUCUUUUAUUCUUCAGUACACGCGCUGGAAGCGCAUUCGCGAAGUCAACAGUCAGCGCCAUCAUUCAAGAUCACUGGAAGCAGCAUUUUCCUUUAGCGACCGCUGCUAGCCAACAAUCAGAUUGGUUGUCCGACGCACACGUAGCCGAAAGCCAGGAGCCGGUCGAAAUGGCGGCCAUCAGGGAACAGCAGGAGCGUGUCAUGGCUUUUGCCUUUGAGAACGCACCACUCGGCUUCGACAUCACUGAACCCGCCGACAUGACUGGAUCCGCUCAUCAAGAGCUAACCGAGUUGGUCAAGAAGAUCUACAAGCCUCCUGACUCGCAUGGUAUCAAUCUGUUAGACGCAGGACUCUCUUUCCGCAUAGAGCGAGUUCGAAAAACGUGGUACUGGAGGCAAAUCUUAUCGAUGGGAGAAAUGCACGAAUAUCUAGAUGGGGUUGUUCAACGCCACACGAGCGCCUGCAAGAACUUUCAGUCUCCUUCCCUGGCGAUAUUGCAGAUUAACCCCUUUCUACUACCUGUAAUUGUCCGUACCCUGGGCACGCUUGAACGGACAUCAGAGAAACCCAAACAGGAAACCGUACGCGUCACGGUGGGUGACAUGAUUCGUAAUGCUGUCACGCUGCUAGAUGACCUCAAAAUCGAUGACAAGUUCACGCUCGAGCAGAACAUCAACAUACUCUGGAUUAUCGUGUUGACGAUGGAGAUGAUUGCGCGGUUAAGAGGUGUACUACAACAACGUCUUGUUCUGAACGCCAUCGCAGACAAGAUGCACAAAGUGCAAAAGAUAUACCUUAUCUAG
Molecule: messenger RNA, 2046 nt
Organism: Alternaria metachromatica
Lineage: Eukaryota; Fungi; Ascomycota; Dothideomycetes; Pleosporales; Pleosporaceae
Exons: 2
Coding region: 1-2046 (681 amino acids)
Source: RefSeq, a predicted model, not a curated record